This is a messenger RNA of Aphanomyces invadans, 1027 nucleotides long. RefSeq lists its product as hypothetical. The transcript has a single exon. The record is from RefSeq and is a predicted model, not a curated record. Gene Ontology annotation, molecular function: protein binding. The coding region runs from base 25 to 972 and encodes 315 amino acids. Lineage: Eukaryota; Oomycota; Saprolegniomycetes; Saprolegniales; Verrucalvaceae.
GCGAGACACAAGUAGUCGAUCGGCAUGCGGCCCCCCAGCAGCAUCCUCCACUCCUCCGACCUCAUGCGGUGCGUGGUUACGUACCAGCGAGGCGUGUUCGAAGACAUGGUGCCAUUGGUCAAGGCCGAGCCGCAACACGUUCGCCACGUUUUUGAGCAAUGGUACGCGACCCACGGCGACGCGCGACUGCCGCUGCUGCUGGCAACCCUGCCGCAGUUGACGCCAAUAGUGAUCCUACAUGCGAUUGCGGCCGGCAAGAAACACAUCAUGGACACACUCCAUUUGAACGUUGACGACCAUGACGACCUCGUCGCCGUCGCGGCUGCCAGUGGCCACCUUGACGCGAUUGUCCAGUUGCAUGCCGUGGCGUACGAGUCGGGCACGAGCGCGGCGUUGGUCGUCGCUGCCAUGCAUGGCCAUUUGAACGUAGUGGAAUACUUGGCUAAACAUCGGCGACCUCACCAAAAACAAGCGACACGCGCGAUCGACGCCGCGGCGGGCCACGGCCGCUUAGCAGUCGUGCAAUUCUUGUGUGUUCAUCUCAAGAGCGCGAACGCGACCAAAUCCGCCCUCCGCAUGGCUGCGGCCACUGGCCAUGUGCGCAUCGUGCAAUGGCUGCACGAAAACGGAUGCCAGGCGUGGAGCGCGGACGUAUUGACGCUGGCGGCGGCGGGCGGCCACUACAACGUUCUCUUGUACUUGCAAAAGGUCAAGCCUCGCCUAGGCGCUGCAAAACAGGCCAUGGAUGCUGCCGCCACCAACGGGCAUUUGAAAAUUGUUCAAUUCUUACAUGCCCAACGACCACACGAAGGGUGCACAGACAAGGCAGUUCACGGCGCUCUUGCAAACGGCCACAAGGACGUCGUCGAGUACUUGCACAAGCACAGAGACCACCUCAUCCACACGCUGUGCAACUCGUGCGGGUACUACAAGCCGCGCAACCACACGUGCAAGGUGCCGUCAUGCCAUUAAACUAGUGCCGACUGUAUAGAGUAUUUAAGGAAAUAGCUUAUUUAAUGCGAUCCAC